This is a messenger RNA of Gracilinanus agilis (Agile Gracile Mouse Opossum), 2753 nucleotides long. It is a transcript of the gene C4H1orf198, whose product is annotated as chromosome 4 C1orf198 homolog. The transcript has 4 exons. NCBI's taxonomy places the organism in Eukaryota, Metazoa, Chordata, Mammalia, Didelphimorphia, Didelphidae. The coding region runs from base 371 to 1372 and encodes 333 amino acids. The record is from RefSeq and is a predicted model, not a curated record.
GGAGAUAGGGGAACUGGAAGAGGCAGGCGGCAACCGAAAGAGGGAGAGAGAGGGGAGGCCCAGUAAACCGAGGAGGAGUAGGCAGGAAGGAAAGGAAGUCCCCGGCAGAGGAGGGACCUGGAGGAGUGGACGGAACAGGGAGCCAAGAGCCAGAGAGGAAGGGAGGCGUUUACCCUGGGAGGGAGGAGGGAGGAGAGGAGGUCCUUAGCUCUCCCUGGUAUCUUCCCUUCCUGCCUCCUGCCUUACGAGCCAGAGAGGGAGAGGCACAGACACAGGCAGAAGCUGAGGGAGCCCGGAGCGUGGCGGAGGCGUGGAGGGAAAGGAGCAGCCGGGCGGUGGGCAAGCAAAGCAAGGCCAAGGGUCCGUGGCCAUGGCAUCUAUGGCGGCGGCGAUCGCAGCUUCACGCACCUCGGUCAUGAACGGGAACCGGCCGCUGGACGACAAGGAGCGGAAGCGCUUUACCUACUUCUCUUCGUUGAGCCCCAUGGCCAGGAAGAUCAUGCAAGACAAGGAGAAGAUCCGCGAGAAGUACGGGCCCGAGUGGGAGCGACUGCCCCCCAAACAGCAGGACGAAAUCAUCGACAAGUGCAUGGUCGAGCCCCACAUCCAGGCCCGCUACGCCGCGCACCGCGCCGCUGGGGCCUCGCGGGACCAGCCCCCCUCCUGCUACCCUAACCUGCGGGUGGCCACGGGCCAGAAGGUCGUGCACUUUGGGGACGAGGAUAUAACUUGGCAGGAUGAACACUCUGCCCCUUUCUCCUGGGAAACAAGGAGUCAAAUGGAUUUCAGCAUUGCCUCUUUGUCCAUCCAAGAGCCAAGUGGCACAACCCAGAAUGAACCAAGGCAACUAUCCAAAGUCCCCCAGGGUGCCCAGGCCCCCAAAUCUUCUCAGGGAAACAAAACAUCAAGCAUGGAUGGCCUAGGGCCCAUCUGGAAGGAGGAGGAAUCUUCUUUCUGGAAGAUAAAUGCAGAACGCUCCCGAGUGGAAGGACAAGAAUCAGAUUUCCAGUCACUGACCCCUAGCCAGAUCAAGUCCAUGGAGAAGGGGGAAAAGGUCCCCUCAGGCCAUUACCGACAAGAAUCAGUCCCAAAGGACAAGGAGGUGGCCAAAGGAGAAAAACUCAGUGGCUCUUGGCAAGAGAAAUAUACAGUUUCCAACCCGAAUGCUGAGAAAGAAAAAGCCCGGUCUGGCGAGUCAUCAGUCACCUUGCUGGAUGAUGGCUUCCUCUCUGAGCCCAUGGCGAAGCUGUCUUAUUCUGGCACCAAAACAGAGGAUGCAGAAGAUGCUUUAAUCUCAGAGUCCAAGCCAUCACAGCUCAAUACAAGUAAUGUCAUCUUAAAGACGGGAUUUGAUUUUCUGGACAACUGGUAAAAUGAAAACAAAAUCAAGUACCCCAAAACUUUUUUUUCCCCAAAGCAUUGUGGUGGAGAAGAAGGAUAAAGAAAAAGACAACUUUUCCCCAGGUGUCUUUCAAUUUUCCUAGCUUUUGUGUGCUUUUUUCUUAAUAAUUCAAAACUAUUCAAUUGUUGCCUUGUCUAGAUGUUACCAUUUGUUAUAAGAUCAGGCACAUUUUGAUAUUCUUUUUGGUGUUCAAUAAUGACAGUUUUAAAUUUAAGAUUUUUUAAGGUCUGCUACAAGCUGAUUAAAUAUUGUAGGGGAAUCUUCUAUUUUGAGCUCCACCAAAUUCUGUUCUCCUCACCUCUAUUCCUCUCCUCCCCUCCCCAAAAAAUUUAUUUGUGAAUAUUACAUGUAGAAAAACUACAAAAAUAGACUGUCUUCUUCUACAGCCUUUUUUAUUUAAGAGAUCAACUCUUUUAUUUACAGUGGUCUUCUUGGCUAAAAUGGCUCUGACAUCUCAGGAGCAAUCAUGCCAAGAUGUACCUCUCUUCAAAUAGCUCACCAGACACUGCCAACCUGUGCAGGUGAUCUUGCCCUCAGUCAACAACUCCUUUGUUGGUACUGGCCUUGAUCCACCUGUCAGACCUAGAAACCAGUGCAUUGGUACCAGUCAAAGAAAAUAAGGUUGAUAUCAUGCUGCCCUAAUACAGAUCAAUAUCUUAGGGUUUUUUUUUAAUUGCAUGCUUUAAGUUUUGUAUUAAUCAUGUAUUAUUUCAUAUCUAGUUUAGCAGCUAUCAUUUACUUGAGUUUUGUACCAGUUUCUUCCUCAAAGACCUUUGUUCCUUAUGUGUCCCUGGUGAUUCCUUGUCUAGAUGGGAAUGUGGGAACUAUGUCACUCAUUGUUGGAUAAAGGGCUAUUCUGAUUGGUUGUCUUAGAACUCAGUGGGACACUGGUUGGUGAGCCAAGUUUCUCUGUUCUAAAAGAUUCAAAGACUGCUUAUUCCAACAAAUAGUCUGCCUUGCUAUGUGUUCGUCCCAGAAUACACCAGGCAUUCGUCCCCACCAUCAGCAGAAAUGGAGGUGAAAUGUCACCACUAACUUGUCCAUCCUGAAGAACCUUGGGAUUCUGUGAUAGCAAGGGACCUUCCUGGGGCUGGGACUGCCUAUACAGGACUUUCCUUGCUCACCAUACAACCACUAACUUUUGCUGGAGAACUCCAGUUCUGUUCAAUCAGCUUUCCACAUUAGAUAUGGCUCCCAUGGAAGGGGAGAUACACAUAGAGCCUUCUCUGUAAACUGUAACUGUGUUGUUGCCUUCAGCAUCUUCUGUCCCCAUGCAGGUGCUGGGUCAAAUUUGAAUGCAGGACGAUUUACAUACUGCCUCUCACUGUGUCCUCCUCACCUGAAGCCUUAA